This is a messenger RNA of Vitis riparia (riverbank grape), 3564 nucleotides long. Its product is annotated as kinesin-like protein KIN-UC. Gene Ontology annotation, biological process: mitotic spindle organization; microtubule-based movement. The transcript has 21 exons. The record is from RefSeq and is a predicted model, not a curated record. Lineage: Eukaryota; Viridiplantae; Streptophyta; Magnoliopsida; Vitales; Vitaceae. Bases 414 to 3458 code for a protein of 1014 amino acids. Gene Ontology annotation, molecular function: microtubule motor activity; ATP binding; microtubule binding.
AAUGCAAAAAUAUUUGAGAGAGCGGAGUGAUAAUGUAGGGUGGUAGAAUUCAAAAAAUGUUCCCGAACAAAAAGCAACUCUUAGUCGUCAAGAUCAAGUGACGUCGGGUAGAAGGCAAUUGCCCUGUGAAAUCUCCAGUGUUACCGACAUUUUUCCGUUUUGGUUUUUAAAAACGUAAAAAAGAAAAGCCGGGAAAGCAGUUGGCUUGUUGUUUCUUUGCUAGAAUUUUCCUUUUAUUUAUAUAUAAUGUUUUUGUGGGUGGAGUCGUGCCGACCUCAACCACUCUAUACUUUUUCUCUCUGUGUGCCGUUUUAGUGUUAAUGCUAUUAGAAGGUAGGGACUAGGGAGUUGGGAGUUUGAAUGAGCUUUGUUCUGGAAGUCACAUGAGGUGAGAAGUGGGAACUUCGGCUGCCAUGGGUUCGACUUCCAAGAGACAACUCCCACUCUCUUCUUCUUCUUCUUCUUCUAGAGCAGCGUCUGGACAGGGGAAUGCCGCAGUUCGUUUUAAGACCUCAGCUUCUAGACGCUCCGUUACCCCUAAUUCUCGUGUUCAUUCCAAUGAAGAUGAUUCAGAUAGUGGAAGAGUGAGAGUUGCUGUUAGGCUUCGACCAAGAAAUGCUGAUGAUCUCCUUUCAGAUGCUGAUUUUGCUGAUUGUGUUGAACUGCAGCCAGAGAUGAGGAGGUUGAAGCUGAGAAAAAACAAUUGGAGUUCUGAAUCAUAUAGAUUUGAUGAAGUAUUUACAGAAAGUGCAUCUCAGAGGCGUGUUUAUGAAGUGGUAGCAAAACCUGUUGUUGAGAGUGUAUUGAAUGGGUAUAAUGGGACAGUUAUGGCUUACGGUCAAACAGGUACAGGUAAAACUUAUACGCUUGGCAGACUGGGCAAUGAUGAUGCAUCUGAACGUGGGAUUAUGGUAAGAGCUUUGGAAGACAUAAUUGCCAAUACAUCUACUUCUGAUAGUGUGGAAAUCUCCUAUCUUCAGUUGUAUAUGGAAUCUAUACAAGACUUACUUGCACCAGAAAAGAUUAAUAUCCCUAUUACUGAGGACCCCAGGACUGGGGAAGUAUCGUUGCCUGGUGCUGCAGUUGUUAAAAUUCGAGAUAUUGACCAUUUUUUACAACAACUGCAAAUAGGUGAGGCAAAUCGUCAUGCAGCAAACACCAAGCUGAAUACAGAGUCUUCACGUAGUCAUGCAAUUCUUAUGGUUUAUGUUCGAAGAUCUGUCCACAAAAAAGAGGACGAGAUCUCUUCUCAAGAAAAAGUCAAUAGAAGUGAUGUACCUGGUGGCAGUAGAAUACCUAUUGUUCGAAAAAGCAAGUUGCUGAUUGUGGAUCUUGCUGGAUCUGAAAGAGUGGACAAAUCUGGCAGUGAAGGGCAGUUACUUGAAGAAGCUAAAUUUAUUAAUCUCUCUCUCACUUCCCUCGGCAAAUGUAUAAAUGCAUUGGCUGAAAACAGUCCUCAUAUACCUAUCCGAGAUUCUAAGCUAACGAGACUGCUUCGUGAUUCAUUUGGAGGCUCUGCAAGGACCUCACUUAUAAUAACAAUUGGGCCAUCUGCAAGACAUCAUGCAGAAACUACCAGCACAAUUAUGUUUGGACAACGGGCUAUGAAAAUAGUAAACAUGGUAAAGCUUAAAGAGGAAUUCGAUUAUGAAAGUCUGUGUCGGAAGCUUGAGAAGCAAGUAGACCAGCUCACUGAAGAGAUUGAGAGGCAACAAAAGUUGAGAAAAAAUGACACAGAUGAAUUGGAAAAAAGGCUCAGAGAAUGUCAAAACACCUUUGCUGAGGCAGAAAAGAAUCUAGUUACAAGGUCUGAGUUUUUAGAGAAGGAAAAUACUCGUUUGGAAUUGGAGAUGAAGGAUUUCCUAAAUGAGUUGAAUCAUCAGAAAGAUCUUAAUGUUUUGAUGCGUGACGAAGUUGCUAGCCUAGAAAUGAGUUUAAAGCACAGCAAGCAGUACCAGCUUGAAAAUUCUACAUGUCAGCAAGUACUUGCAGAUACCACUCAGAUGUAUGAGAAGAAAAUAGCAGAGUUGAUUAAGCAACUAGGAGAUGAGCGUGCUCACUAUGAAACUGCUGAAGAACAAUUAGAUGUGAUCAAGAAACUCCUGAGUGAGAGCCAACAGAAAAUUCAGCAACAAAAAACAGAAAAUUCUACGUAUCAGAAGGCACUUGCAGACACUACUCAAAUGUAUGAGAAGAAAAUAGCGGAGCUAACUAAGCAACUAGAGGAUGAGCAUGCCCGUUUUGAAGGUGCAGAAGAACAAUUGGAUGAAGCAAAGAACCUCCUAAGUUGUCAUCAAAAGCCAAUGCAGGAUGAGAUUGAUGAACUUAAGAUGAGGUUGCAUGAAAUGGGUCGGCAUCAGGAGCUUAGUGUUAAUGAGCUUCAAUCCUUGCAAUCUGAGUAUAAUGAUCUACUGUCUGAGAAGGCAACGUUAACCGAGGAACUCCAUGCUGUUAAUCAAACACUUUCAGUCGAAGAAAAGCAAAGGAAGACUAUUGAAAAUGAGUUGGUCAAACUUAAGAAGCUUGUGCCGGAAAAUGACCAUGACUUUGAAGACAAGAAAUCAUAUGUGAAGGAAAGCAUAGGUAAAGAAUCAUCAGCUUUUGGGGCCCCAAUGGGUUUACAUAAGUCAAAUCCAUCAAGGGAAACAAUAUCUGGCCAAAGGGCCACUAUUGCAAAGAUAUGUGAAGAAGUUGGCCUUCAAAAGAUAUUGGCAUUGUUAACAUCUGAAGAUUUAGAUGUCCAAAUCCAUGCUGUAAAGGUGGUAGCCAAUCUUGCUGCUGAAGAUAUUAAUCAGGAAACGAUUGUGGAGGAAGGGGGUUUAGAUGCUCUUUUGUUGCUGUUGCGAUCAUCAAAAAGUACAACUAUUCUUAGAGUCGCUUCUGGGGCAAUUGCUAAUUUGGCAAUGAAUGAGUUGAAUCAAGGGUUAAUAAUCAGCAAAGGAGGUGGUCAGCUACUAGCAAACACGGCUUCCAAAACAGAUGAUCCACAAACUCUUAGAAUGGUAGCUGGUGCAAUUGCUAAUUUAUGUGGAAAUGAGAAGUUGCACAUGAUGCUGAAGGAAGAGGGAGGCAUCAAGGCACUUCUGGGAAUGGUUAGAUCUGGGAAUAGUGAUGUUAUUGCACAGGUUGCUAGGGGAGUGGCUAACUUUGCAAAAUGUGAAUCUCGUGGAAUCAUUCAAGGACAUAGAAAAGGUCGAUCACUUCUUGUUGAAGAUGGUGCACUUACAUGGUUGAUUUCCAAUUGUAAUACUGCUUCAGCUUCAACUCGACGUCAUAUGGAGCUUGCUCUUUGCCACUUGGCACAAAAUGAGAACAAUGCCCAGGAUUUCAAAUCCAGUGGAGGUGUGACGGAACUUAAACGAAUAGCAGCUGAGUCCACCAGAGAAGAUAUUCAAAACUUAGCAAAGAAGACACUGAAAUCGACUCCAUUUCAAGCUGAGAUUCAUGCAGAAUUAUAGUAAGACGUAUAGAACCACAGCACAGCAAAUCUUUUUAUACGAGUUAUCUCACUCUUAUUAAGGGAAGCUGGAUUUUUUGGAUUGGCACUAAUACAUUUGUAUGAAU